AUGUGUGGAAUAGAUUCGUGCGGAGAAAUGAGGACUUUUAUUGAUACAUGUGACAUGCACGAGUUUAACUGCGACAGUAAAAAAGAUUUUAAACAACGCCCAAUCCACGAAUGCUGGGUAACAUGUAAAAGAGGACGAUCGUUUAAGAAGCCAGAGUACCGUACUGACUGCAACCUUAACAUUAAAGCUAAUAGAAUGUAA
This is a messenger RNA of Parnassius mnemosyne (clouded apollo), 201 nucleotides long. The record is from the annotation of a GenBank genome assembly. Lineage: Eukaryota; Metazoa; Arthropoda; Insecta; Lepidoptera; Papilionidae.